Molecule: messenger RNA, 1122 nt
Organism: Emericellopsis cladophorae
Lineage: Eukaryota; Fungi; Ascomycota; Sordariomycetes; Hypocreales; Bionectriaceae
Exons: 3
Coding region: 1-1122 (373 amino acids)
Biological process (GO): lipid metabolic process
Source: RefSeq, a predicted model, not a curated record
AUGGCAAGCCCGCUACCUCCGCUAGUCCUCAGCCUCGGGCUCUUUGUGGCCGUAUUUGCGUUGGCACUCACGACGCGGACAACCUCCCUGCAGGCCCGCCUGGGAGCAUGUGGCCUCCUCGUCGCGCUGGCCUGGACCUCGUUGACAGAGGUGAGCAAAUUGAACGACAAUCACGACCUGCUCUACGGACUAGCGACUACUCUCCUCAUGGUACUCUUCCACGCUUGCGACUAUCUCGUGGUCCUGCGAGCUUCGUCCAGGGAUCAUGUCGCCCGCCAACAAGGCACACAGCCGACUUUCCUGAGGCAGUAUGUCCUGACCCCCGUGUCGAUGCUCUGCAACUGGCGACGUAUAGGAACGCAAUGGCAAAUCGACAGGAUUCCCCCCUUUUCCCCGCGUAGUCCUGCCAAGACGCCUCCACGCGCCUAUCUGAUCGCUCAACGUGUGGCAUGCAUGUGCCUCUGCUGGGCGGCCAUUGAUCUCUGCGAGGUGACUGUGCUACAGUACUCGGAGAUGAUGACGCCUGGCGUGGUCCUCGCGCGUGUCGACCGUCUCACGAUGCCCGAGCUGCUAUUUCGAGCAGAGUUUGUCGUCAGGUACUUUAUCUGUGCCGUCACGGGCGUCUACAUGGGAUACGCGGGCGUCACGCUCGUCGGUCUCGUUCUGGGGCUGAAUUCACCACAAGACUGUCCACCCAUGUUCGGGUCGCUCCGGGAUGCUUCCACCGUGCGCGGGUAUUGGGGUGACUUUUACCAUCAAGGACUGCGAAGGGCCAUCACCGGCCCCGCGGACGCAUUUGUGGACCAAAUUCUGCGCAUCCGGCGUGGCACAUUGCUCUCACGCUAUGUGAGACUGACCUUGGCGUUUGCGCUGUCGGGGGUGAUCCAUUGGGGCGCAGAGGUCUGCUCGGGUGUGGCCAAGCCAGACCGCAGCCAGUUCUUGUUCUUCACCAGCCAGGCAUUUGCCGUCAUGUCGGAGGAUGUGGUCCAGAGUCUCUACAAGCGCUCCGGACGCCCGCUGCCGGCCCUCGUGGAGAGACUCGUGGGCGGAGUUGUCUAUGGCGAUCCGUUGCCUUCGAAACUCAAGCCCGCCAUCGUUCGAUGCCUUGAAAGGCUGCCAUGA